AUGAAUUCCAAUACACAGUAUCAACCAGUGAGCCUUGGUGGGAAUGAUUCACAAGACCCAGGACAGGUUUCACCCUCGGGAAACACACACUUGGAAAACGAGCCCGACAGCAACUCUGACUUCGAUUGCCCUCCAGGCACCCACGCGCCGUCAGUUUACGAUUUACCGGCAGUUGAAGGAGCUCAAAAGCCCCUGCGGCUCAUCAAUCUCAACCCCGGACCCCUCUCCCAAGAGCACUGGGCACUGAAGCUUUUUUCAUGGACAUGGGAGAUUAUCUUGACCGUCUUGCCCUUGUUCUUCAUAGCACUCGCUAGCGAGGCAAUCCAGCUCGACAAGAGCCCCGUGGCAACGUCAAAGUACGGCGACAGGAUUGUCGAGGUAAGCCGACUCGGUCCGACUAUCUAUCCGAUUCUGUUCGCCAUGGUUGCAGCCCGCUUCUAUAAGAAUGCUGCCCGCUGGCACCUUGAGAGGCCUCAAGGCGUGAGCGUGUCCUCGCUCGAGCAGAUGUUUGGCAGUCAGAGCUUUGCUAGCGCACUCGAACGACUAAUCGUUGUCCGCGCCCAACUUCUCCUCGGUACUUUGAUUCUUUCGACCUGGGCAAUGUCACCUCUUGGUGGCCAAAGCUCGUCAAGACUCGUUCGAAUAGGCUCGAUGAAAGUCAAAGCCAUGGAUCAGGAGAUCCAAUACAAAAACAGAGCUCAUCAAAUGUCUCUAUAUCACGACAGUGAUGAUCUUUGGCCGGCCUUGGGCGUUGUGUCAGCGCUCUAUUCCUCUUGUCUUCUCUCGUCGAAAUCGCAACAGAGGGCUUUCAUGGACAUCUGGGGACGUCCUAAAAUUCCCCAAUGGCAACAUAAACGAGGAGAAAGUGUCGAAACCAACACUUGGGUCGAAAUCGAUGGAAACGAUCUUGCAACUGGAGAGGCAGACUACGCAUCCCUGAUUGGGAUCCAACUCCAAGGCCUCGAUUUUGCGGAUGAAACGGCGCAGUACGAAUUCAACAUCUCGUCGGCAUACAUCGAUUUCGACUGCCUCAUGACUAGAGUCGAUUCCCCGGAAGUUGCCCGAAGCAUCAAGUUGUGGCAAAGAAAGUACUCGAACUAUUCCAUGGUCAAUUUAGAUGACGUUUUACCCGCAUAUGGAGCAGAAAGCUUCAAGGCUUUUUUAGCAUGGCCGCGCGCCGAACCUCCUUAUUUGCUUUACGCAAGCAUACAGGGCGUGUCGGACUAUUCUGUUUUCAAUUGCAGCAUGGAUACUGUUCACCUCGAGACCAGUAUGAGUUGCACAGCUGCAGGAUGCGAGCCGCUGGCACAACGUCAAAUACACAGGACAGGAACGAUAGAUAUAGGCGCCGCCCAAUACGCCGGAUCUGUCUCCGAAGCUUUACAAAUUUGGCCAAAUCUGACGUCAGUAUACCCGUCCCCCUGGUGUGCAUCAGCAACAGAGAAUUACAUUGCCAACGACGAAGACGCCUUCAACGAACACAGCCUUCGAUCUUGGACAGGAGUCGACUUGGAUAUGUUCUCCUACAGACUCACAAACGCUUUCAACACAAUGUGGCAGGCUGGGAUAGAUCCGUACAACAUCACCAAAGCAACCUUCGCCGACACGCCUGUUCCAGACCCCGACAAUCCUUUUACUAACCGGACUUUAGCAAGGGUCAGCAAAACCGAAAGAGUGUAUCACGUUGACAUGCUUUGGGCGGUGCUUCUUAUUGUGACGACCUUAAUUUUGCAAGUUCUUGCUGUUGGGGGCUUUAUUCUACGAUUUUUGGUUCGAGGUCCGGAUAUCUUAGGCUUCGCAAGCUCUCUUACCCGAGACAAUCGAUUUGUCCCAGUCUUGGGUGGCUCGUCACUGGACGGUGCAGAACGAGCAAGGUCUUUGAAGGACUUGCGAAUCCAUUUUGUGGAUGUCCAGCCUGAAGGCAGCUGUGGUUACAUUGCAGUGAGCGCUGUAGCCCCAGUGGAUGAUGAAAAGAACGACCAGCUUUGCAGGCCGCUGGAGAAGAACCGACUCUAUAGCUAA
Colletotrichum higginsianum IMI 349063 is the source of this 2022-nucleotide messenger RNA. RefSeq lists its product as uncharacterized. NCBI's taxonomy places the organism in Eukaryota, Fungi, Ascomycota, Sordariomycetes, Glomerellales, Glomerellaceae. The record is from RefSeq and is a predicted model, not a curated record. The transcript is spliced from 2 exons. The coding region runs from base 1 to 2022 and encodes 673 amino acids.